This is a messenger RNA of Carlito syrichta (Philippine tarsier), 2648 nucleotides long. It is a transcript of the gene AGK, whose product is annotated as acylglycerol kinase. Gene Ontology annotation, cellular component: mitochondrion; TIM22 mitochondrial import inner membrane insertion complex. Gene Ontology annotation, molecular function: ATP-dependent diacylglycerol kinase activity; acylglycerol kinase activity; ceramide kinase activity. Lineage: Eukaryota; Metazoa; Chordata; Mammalia; Primates; Tarsiidae. The transcript is spliced from 16 exons. Gene Ontology annotation, biological process: protein insertion into mitochondrial inner membrane; ceramide biosynthetic process. The coding region runs from base 62 to 1330 and encodes 422 amino acids. The record is from RefSeq and is a predicted model, not a curated record.
GGGAGCCAGGAGGGAACACACAGGAAAGGCAGGGCUGUGAGCCGGACCGGCCGUGGAGAAGAUGACUGUGUUCUUUAAAACACUUCGAAAUCACUGGAAGAAAACUACAGCUGGGCUCUGCCUGCUAACGUGGGGAGGCCAUUGGCUCUAUGGAAGACACUGUGAUAACCUGCUAAGGAGAGCAGCCUGUCAAGAAGCUCAGGUAUUUGGCAAUCAACUCAUUCCUCCCAAUGCACAAGUGAAGAGGGCAACUGUUUUUCUCAAUCCUGCAGCUUGCAAAGGCAAAGCCCGGACUCUAUUUGAAAAAAAUGCUGCCCCGAUUUUACAUUUAUCUGGCAUGGAUGUGACUAUCAUUAAGACAGAUUAUGAAGGACAAGCCAAGAAACUCCUAGAAUUGAUGGAAAGCACAGAUGUGAUCAUUGUUGCUGGAGGACUUGGGACACUGCAGGAGGUUGUUACUGGAGUUCUUCGAAGAACAGAUGAGGCUACCUUCAGUAAGAUUCCCAUUGGAUUUAUCCCACUGGGACAGACCAGUAGUUUGAGUCAUGCCCUCUUUGCCGAAAGUGGAAGCAAAGUCCAACAUAUUACAGAUGCUACACUUGCCAUUGUGAAAGGAGAGACAGUUCCACUUGAUGUCUUGCAGAUCAAGGGUGAAAAGGAACAACCUGUGUUUGCAAUGACUGGCCUUCGCUGGGGAUCCUUCAGAGAUGCUGGCGUCAAAGUUAGCAAGUACUGGUAUCUUGGACCUCUAAAAAUCAAAGCAGCCCACUUUUUCAGCACUCUUAAGGAGUGGCCUCAGACUCAUCAAGCUUCCAUCUCAUACACGGGACCCACAGAGAGACCUUCCAGUGAACCAGAAGAGACCCCUUCCCGGCCUUCUUUGUAUAGGAGAAUAUUACGGAGGCUUGCAUCCUACUGGGCACAACCACAGGAUGCUCUCUCCCAAGUGGUAAGAAACCCAGAGGUCUGGAAAGAAGUACAGCUGUCUACCAUUGAACUGUCUAUCACAACACGCAAUAGUCAGCUUGACCUGACAGACAAAGAAGACUUUAUGAACAUUUGCAUUGAACCUGACACGGUCAGCAAAGGAGACUUUAUAACUAUAGGAAGCAGAAAGGUGAGAGACCCUGAGCUGCGUGCCAAUGGUACCACAUGCUUCCAGGCCAGCCAGUGUGCAUUGCUUCUGCCGGAGGGGACAGUGGGCUCCUUUAGCAUCGACAGUGAGGAGUAUGAGGCAAUGCCUGUGGAAGUGAAACUGCUCCCCAGGAAACUGCAGUUCUUCUGUGAUCCCAGGAAGAGAGAACAGAUGCUGCAGAGCACAGCCCAGUGAGUGGGCAGAGGACGGGUGCUCCAGGAUUGCACUCCAGGCCACCCAUGGGACCAAAAGGAAACAGGUGCCUCAACUGUCUCAACUGUGUUGUCAGAGGACCCUAAGGGCCUUUUUAUGGCAAGGGACCUUCCGUCCUCCCCGAGUAGUGCUUCCCAAAGUGUAUGCUGCCACUCGCUUUGCAGUCAGCUUUCCGUGAGUGCAUGCUUUUGUUUUGGUGUGAUGGUUGGCCAUCCUACAUACUGAUUUUCCUUAGGCUGCUUCAAGAAAGUUUUCACACUCAGUGGAUGGAAAGGGGUUUUCUUUUGUUUUCUCCCAAAGUGCAACUAUAGUGGAGAGCAGGAUCCUUAGAUCAGGCUCCUCUGUUCUCAUUCUGUUCUUUGACAGUCCUAGGAAUUCCAGGGGCAGUGCCUGCCUUCCCCAGCUGCCUUUUCCUAUUUUUAGGCUCCUCUGGGGUGCUGCUGCUUUGUGAGCUCUGCUUCCUAUUUAGCUUCUGCUUUGGUUCUGUCCUCAAUCCUGAAACAUGCGUGCGGUUGUCUUCCUCUUCCACCAUGGCUACAAUACUGUAAAAUGCUAGUAUAUUUUUUUAAAGUAGUGCUUCUUAAAUGAUUUGCAUGAGAACUACCUGGGUGCAUGUUAAAAACGGAUUUACUUGGGAUCCAUCUCAAACCUGAUUACUCAAUUUGGGGAUGGGGCCCAGGAAUCUGCAUUGAAAAAAAAAAUCCAGCCACCCUUCCCAGGUGCUCCUAUAAGAGAUCCCUCAACCAUACUUAGAGAAACAGUGUUUUAAACAGUAGUCUCCAAACUAUUCUGCUCAUGCACCUCCCAGAAGUUUUUGGGAAAUCAUGUAUCCCCUCAUACAUCUAAGCUGGUAUCUAAAAUUUUUCAUGGAAGUUAAGCAGCUGCCAAAGCAUAUACUUUCUGGUGUUGUAUAAAUAUUGUUAUUUUAAAAUAAAAAUUGUUACAUUACUCUCUUAAACAUAGCCAGUGUAACUUAAAUUUCAUAGUAAUUUGACAUCCUUCAUUGAUUUAUAAUAAUAAAUGAACUAGUCGUUUAGUAGUUGCAAAUUGUUAAACUGACUUUUAUCUUUCUGUAUUUCCAUGCCACUUUAAGCAAAGAAUCUUAUCAUAAUGUAAUCUAUUUUUAUGCUUGACAUUUAAAAAUCAAUUACCUCAUCAUCUCACCAACAAAAAAUAUAAAUGGAAAUAAAUUUGUUUAGUUCUUGCUUUGUGUUCUCAGUACAGAACAAAUGUUAUAAUUAUGGUAUAUAAUUGAUGAAAAUAUUCUAAUUUUUGAUUAAAAAUUAACAUGUUAUUAGAA